UCUUUCAUCGCAUACGUGUUCUUCUCUUUGCCUUUGAUAAAAAUGGAAGCCGUGAAAGGGUGUUCAUCUUCAUCCUCCGAUACAUCUUCUUCUUCAGAGUCAUCUUUGUCAACAAUGGCUUCCAACAAAUCUGAGAAGAUCAAAGGUCCAUGGAGUGCCGAGGAAGAUAGGAUCUUGACUCGGUUCGUCGAGAAACACGGACCUAGGAACUGGUCUUUGAUAAGCCGUUAUAUAAAGGGUCGAUCAGGGAAAUCUUGUAGGCUUAGAUGGUGUAACCAGCUCAGCCCCAACGUCCACCAUCGUCCGUUUUCACAAUCCGAGGACGACACCAUCUUGGCCGCUCAGGCUAGGUACUGUAACCGCUGGGCCACCAUUGCUAGAUUGCUUCCUGGAAGGACCGAUAAUGCCGUGAAGAAUCAUUGGAACUCGACUUUGAAAAGGAGGCAACAUCGGAAGGAACAGGUCUUGAAGAGUACUUAUCGGCAAAUGGAGGGUGGGAUAGUGGAUGGGGGAGCUUUGUCGACGGCGUUGACUCUAGCGCCGCCUGGGACUGGAACUGUGGUGGCGGAGAUGGGGAGUCGGAGGAGAGAGGAGAGAGUACCGGCGGAGCUUUGGGAUGUAAUGAGAAAUGUGAUAGCAAGAGAAGUUAGAGAGCGUAUAAGCUCAACUUUAACAUUAGGAUUGCAUUAAGCCAAUAUGUUUUUU
Messenger RNA from Hibiscus syriacus, 705 nucleotides. RefSeq names its product transcription factor MYB73-like. Gene Ontology annotation, biological process: regulation of DNA-templated transcription. Gene Ontology annotation, molecular function: RNA polymerase II cis-regulatory region sequence-specific DNA binding; DNA-binding transcription factor activity, RNA polymerase II-specific. Bases 43 to 690 code for a protein of 215 amino acids. The record is from RefSeq and is a predicted model, not a curated record. The transcript has a single exon. NCBI's taxonomy places the organism in Eukaryota, Viridiplantae, Streptophyta, Magnoliopsida, Malvales, Malvaceae. Gene Ontology annotation, cellular component: nucleus.